Messenger RNA from Branchiostoma floridae (Florida lancelet), 2922 nucleotides. Its product is annotated as glycine receptor subunit alpha-3-like. The transcript is spliced from 11 exons. Gene Ontology annotation, cellular component: synapse; neuron projection; membrane. Gene Ontology annotation, biological process: chloride transmembrane transport; nervous system process; signal transduction. The record is from RefSeq and is a predicted model, not a curated record. NCBI's taxonomy places the organism in Eukaryota, Metazoa, Chordata, Leptocardii, Amphioxiformes, Branchiostomatidae. Gene Ontology annotation, molecular function: extracellular ligand-gated monoatomic ion channel activity; chloride channel activity; neurotransmitter receptor activity. The coding region runs from base 575 to 2275 and encodes 566 amino acids.
AAUUUAUGUUAAACCUAUGGCUAUUGGCAUGUUCAUUAGACAGCUGAGUGAACAGCAAUAAGACAAAUGAGUAUGUGCUGUCUGGGCACAGCUUCACAGAAGAACUUUAUUGCACGACAAUUGUACAUGAUACAUAUCAUUGCCCUACAAAGUCUUCAUUGUUGACUUCAUGUGUUCAUGAUUUAUUCAUGGCUAACACCACACCCCAACUUUCUUUCAGUCACCUGCGUUUCCUCCAAAACACAAAUUCAUGUUCCCGGCCAGCAUAUUUGGUUAAGUCAUUCUCUUCAACUCAAAAUGGUUCUACCAUUGACCGAAACGUAUUAAUCAAUAAUUAUCACCACACUUUCCCAACAACAAGUAUCUCAUGUUGGUGUGGUUCAUUCGUGUCAGCUGUGUCACCAUAUCAUGAUUCAACAAUUGUUGUCGGUCAAUCGAGUCACUGGACCAUGUAAUUUCGAUGAGUUCCCUAUGUUUGUGUAUUGGUGCCCCUCCCAAACAACUACGGUGUAGAAAACCCGCGUUGGUGACAGUGUGUUCUGCAUACGUUCUAGAAAUACUCUCUUAUUGAACGAUGGAAAUGUUCUGUGUGCACAUCAUGUACGUGAUGUCUAUUUUAGCCGUUACUGAAAGUCAGCUGGACAGUUUGGGUAGAACUACGCAGGACUGGGCUUCCUUUAAGGCUGGCUCGCUGCACCCAGGACUGGACGGGAGCGACGCUUUAGUAGGAGACGCAAACUGGGAGAGUUGGCAGGUCUGGAGAACAGGCAGUCCUCUGCCGUCUGGGUACCAACAAUCCCAGAGACCUAACGAGCAAGAACGAUGGACAGAUGUUUCCUCAAGCGUACACAUCCGGAAUAUAGGAUGGCUGUCAGAGGAACACUCGAACCUCAGCACGACGAUACAGUACAACCUCGCCUGGGUGGACCCGAGGCUUGGCGGCCUGGCGGCCUCGUGGUUCCCCAUCCCCGCCGACCUGGCCUGGACUCCGCCGAUAUCUUUCGGCAGGAACGUUCGGCGGACUUCUGUCGUGGACCAGGGAAGCAAGUCGGACAGCGGGAUUUCCAUGUGGCUCCACCGCAGCGGGAUAAUGCUUUACAGUAUAACGCGCACUUUGAAACUUACAUGCAGUGUUCAACUGUGGCGGUAUCCCUUCGACUCGCAAGUGUGUAGUGUGAAACUGCACGGAUAUAAUGGUGUCAUGUUCAACGUACUCACAUCUAAUACAAGUCUUCAGGCUCCCAUCACUACAGACGCUACCGCUGUGAGGUCACAGUACAUGCUAAAAGCGGUGGAAAUCAGGCUAGAGAGGAGCUCUUUCCUGAAUGAAAGGCCAAGCUGUGAGUACUUCAGCCAGAAGUGUGACCAUGACGUUGAACAUUGUCUAAAUGUUGCCUCCUGUCGCGAUGACCAAGUUUGCCAGCAGUGUAAAAGCAGCGUGGGACGAUGUUCACACAGAGUUAACAGCUGCGACGAUCAAAACGAUUCGAAUGAUUACACAACACUGGAAGUGCGCAUCCAUCUGAAACGCCGCCUUCUGUCCUACUUCUUCACAACGUUCAUCCCGUGCACUGUGGUAGUCAUCUCAUCAUUCUUACAAACAUGGCUGCCGCUCGUCCCAUCAGCCAUUGCGGGCCGAUUCGUGUUGGGCAUCUUUGCCGUUCUGGUGAUGAUAUCCGGACACAACAUGAGACAUCUCAUUCUGAGGGUGUCAGAGGCUCGUGCAAUCGACAUCUGGAUUAUGGCGUGUAUUCUGUUCGUCACACUGGCCCUUCUGCAGACAGUGGUUCUGCACUUUGUCUACGACAGGCUUAAGAGAAAGGAAAAGAAGGCGUCGUUGGAGCGCACGCCAUCUUUCCACAUUCCUCGGCCACAUCUGAACCGUCCCCUGAGCUCCUGGUGGUAUCGUCUGCCCAACAAGCAAUGGAUGACCAUGUACAACCCGUACAUACCAUCUUCAUCUGGAGCUGUGGGGGUGGACAUGUCUGCUUACGAGGAGAAGACAACAAAGAGCAAAGUCAAACCACUGGUCAACAUUCCGCGAGCCAAGUUCAGGCAGCCAAGCCUUGCAUCAUGGGAGCAGCUGCCGAGUAAUCAGUGGAAGGUUCAGCUGAACUACGGGUCCAGAGCAAACACCGGGGAGCUCUAUGAGAAGGACAGACUGCCACGAUCCGAGGAGAUGACAAGGAAGAUAGAUCGAGCCUCAAGAAUCGCAUUCCCCUGUGCCUUCUUGGUGUUCAACCUUUGGUUUUGGCUCUUCUAUCUGCUAUUCUAAUGCCUUUUGAUGAUAACGCUCCUUGGAGCAGUGGUUAAAGGAUGAUAAUAGGCGACUGGAAGUGUACUCCAAGACUGACAUAGUUUGAUGUUCUAAGGCUGUAAAACAAUCCAUGUACUUUCCAAAUGAGCCAACUACUUGGGAUCGGGAGAUGCUUACAUGUGAUUCCUGUAUCAUACUUUAUCAUAUUUACUUAUGUUGUGUUUAGUAUAUGUAACAUAUCACAUCAUACAGAUAUAUCAUAUUAAAUGAAAGAGAAUAUAAUAAUAUUUUAAAAUGUUGUAGGGUGUAUUUAACAAAAUGCCAUGUAACGUUAUAGACAAAUGACAUUGACAUGUCAUAUUGACAUGAUAACUUCCAUCUUCAUGUGAUGACAAAUAGAGAUAAGAAUCUUUACAUUAAGGAGAUAACUAAUAUACACACAAAGAGGCGCACUGUUUUAUUUUUUUCGUAGCCACAAAUUACAUGUACUCGGUGAUAUACAGAAAAAUAUUAAUAAACUAUACAGUACAGUUUACCACGCGUGCCCUUGUGAUGUUUUGACUUGACUGGUUCUUCUUCGCGAUUACACGCAAUGUGACAUCUACACAAUGAAAUAAGAAAAAGCAUCAGGCAUGCUGGAAAUAAUGGUGUAUUGUAUGAAACAU